GCCAAAAACAGAUGAAUCAGGCAUUACUUCAAAACAUAACACAGUCAUGUCAGAAAUGAACAACAAUGAUGAAAUAAUAGAAUCUACUGAUACAAGCUUCGUACGCCUCUCCGAAUGUCAGAUUAGCGACAGCUUCCAUCACAGUACUCCUAAAGACCAUGAUAUAAUUUCCAAAAAGGAUAACGUUACUGAGGCUGAACCUACAGGAAUACUAAACAAUGAUGAUCUGCCUGAUGCUGGAAGAGAGACUAUUACCAUCAGGCGGAAUGACAGUCUUGACAGUGACAAAACCAACUACAAUGCUCUCUCCGGAGUGGCUUGCAUCAUGGGGUAUAAGACCAAGAAGGUUCUCUUUGUCGGGGUUCGCAACUCUUAUUGUUCUAUCUGUGCACGGGCUGAGUACAAACAAAUCCAACCAGCUGAACAUGUGUGCUAUAAGAAUUGGACCAAGUCAUCGACGGCAAUGGAGGCUGACAUAAGUGGAAGGGUUUAAAAAAAGUAUCGAGAUGUACAACUUGAAGUACGUGAAUGUAAUAGGUGAAGUGUCCAGCGUCUGCUAAAAACCUAACACCAGCAGAGGCAGUGCGUCAGAAAGUGAUAAAAUUUUGUUAUCUCAAUGACGAAGGAGAGCUGAGAUUGAAAACACACCAUUGCUACCAUUACCAAGUGCAAGGGCAGCUUCAUAUAACCGGGAAGAAAUACUGUUUGUUUGUAGUUUGGACACCUCAUGGUUUGUCAGUGGAGAAGAUCAUGAGAGACGAUGAGUUCUGGAGGAAGAAUAUGGAAAAUCCACUAACUGACUUCUAUUUCAAAUGCAUUCUGCCAGAACUUAUUGAUCCCAGAUACCCAAGAGGGCUACCCAUCAGAGAUAGGAUAUAAAUUCUAUUAGGGUCUAUAUCCGAGAUUUAAUUCAUCAAAUCAUCAAAAUCUAUAAUCCAUAAUCAACUCAAUCAUCAAAUCCUUAUUAAUAAAUAUAUUUUCAAAUAAUUUUAUAAUCCUACCGAGUUUUUAAAUAGUUGCCAUGUAAUCCAGGAUGUGGACUAGGGUCCUGUUGGAA
Macrosteles quadrilineatus (aster leafhopper) is the source of this 1057-nucleotide messenger RNA. RefSeq lists its product as uncharacterized. The record is from RefSeq and is a predicted model, not a curated record. The transcript is spliced from 5 exons. Lineage: Eukaryota; Metazoa; Arthropoda; Insecta; Hemiptera; Cicadellidae. The coding region runs from base 47 to 493 and encodes 148 amino acids.